This is a messenger RNA of Fusarium venenatum, 1293 nucleotides long. RefSeq lists its product as uncharacterized. Gene Ontology annotation, molecular function: FAD binding; monooxygenase activity. The record is from RefSeq and is a predicted model, not a curated record. Lineage: Eukaryota; Fungi; Ascomycota; Sordariomycetes; Hypocreales; Nectriaceae.
AUGGAUAUCGAAAAACAGCGCAUUGUCAUCGCAGGUGGUGGACUAGGAGGUUUAGCCGCAGCCUGUCGUCUAGCACGCGAUGGACACCAAGUCGAUCUAUAUGAGAGAUCAAAAUCACUCUCAACAGCAAGCGGUGCCAUUUUUGUGAGAUCCAACGGCGUAAGAUGCUUUCACCGUUGGCAGAUGCGACAGGCCUUGGAAGCUGUCACCGCCCCGAUCAAAGAACACGAAACGCGCAAUGGAGUCACUAAUGAGCUCCUGCAUCGACUCAAUCCACAAAUUUACUCAUCAUUCCCAGAGUGGUCCACGGAUCGGCAAGCGUUGCAGACUGUUUUAUAUGACGAGGCACUGAAGGCUGGAGCUAGAGUACACUUCGGAAAUGACAUUGUCAUGGUUAGAGAAGAUGACAACUGUGCCUAUGCAAUUUGCAAAGAUGGGACUGAGAUAAUCUCAGACUUGAUCUUGGCAGCAGAUGGAAUUUCUUCGCGUUUGCGCUCUCAGAUACUAGCUCAUGUUGAUCCGGCUCGUCUCACUAUCAUUCGAGCGCCGUCUACUCAUUACCCAACUGAACUGUCUACCGAGAUGAUGGUCAGUAAUGACAAGACGAAGUCGAUUUGUCAGCAACCAGAAUCAGAGAAUGGCAUUAUGUGGGCCGGUCAUGGUGGCUAUGCCAUUGGCAAGUAUAAUCAUCACCGUGGUCUCUUCAACAUCAUGUUCUCAAUUCAACACGGCCCUGCAGACAGCGAGUCCAGCGAACAGAAGCUCUUUGACGCCACCAAUGAUAACCAAGUUGUCAGAGAUUUCUUCGCCUCAUUCAAUCCCAUAGUCGUCGCUAUGGCGGGUAUGAUAGAGCACUGCUCACGUUGGCGACUGGCUAGACUGGAACCUCUGGAUACGUGGUCCAGUCCCAAACACAGGCUUGUCCUUUUGGGAGAUUCUGCACACGCAAUGUUGCCUAAUUUGGCUGAAGGUUUUAGCUCUAUUGUUGAAGAUAUCGAUGCGUUGUCUAUACUACUUUUGGAAGGCAAGCAAGACAUGGCAGGUACUAUCAAUUUGUGGGAGAAGAUUCGUAUUCCUAGGGUAACAAGACUUCAGAAUGGCUCGACAUGGAACUACCAGUUGUACAACUCUGGCAACCCACCGGGAUCCGAGUUGACAAAGGAGCAGAGAAAUCUGCCAAUGGGUGAUGGCGAUGGUAAUGCGCCGUUUAACACUUCGCCUUUUGACAAAUGGAUGUUCGACUAUAACACAGCUCAGGAGGUUAAUCUUGCUAUAAGGGCCCUCUCUAACUAG